Molecule: messenger RNA, 2277 nt
Organism: Falco peregrinus (peregrine falcon)
Lineage: Eukaryota; Metazoa; Chordata; Aves; Falconiformes; Falconidae
Exons: 5
Coding region: 399-1919 (506 amino acids)
Biological process (GO): regulation of DNA-templated transcription
Source: RefSeq, a predicted model, not a curated record
UCCGUGAGUGCUUCCGCAGGCCAUGUGCACGCUAGCCACGCCUCUGGUUGGCGCGGCCUACUUCCGGGAGGCGCGGGGCUCUGGCCGAACACGUGUGGGGCUGUGCCGGCGGGAGGAGGGACUCGCGCGGAAGUGGUGCGGCCGCUCGCAUCGUGUGGCCUACUUCCGGCAUAGAGCCUACGGGAGGAAGGCACGCUAGUAGCGCCGUGUAGAGACCCCGGGCAGUGCUCCCCCGGCUGCCAUGGCGGGGCACACGCAGGUGGUGCAGUUCUGCAAUUCCUCGUGGUGCAAUCCUUGUGUGGCAGGAGCCAGUGACCUUUGAGGACGUCGCUGUCUAUCUGAGCCGAGCGGAGUGGGAGGCCAUUUCAGUGAGACAGAGGGAUCUGUACUGCAGCGUCAUGCUGGACAACUACAAGCUCUUGACGUCCCUGGGUUAUCCAGGCCCAAAACCUGACAUUUUGUACCGGAUAGAGCAUGGGGAAGAGCCGUGGCUCUGCAUGCCGCACAGCCCAGUGAUGUGGGACGGACCUGACUGCCCCUCUCCAGGGUAUGGCAGGGAUGUGAGCUGGCUGGAAGAGCCUCCCUUGGGCUGGUGGCCCUGUGCUGGUGAGCGUUGCAUGCAGGAGGAGAAGACACAGACACCCUUCCAAGUACGGCCCCUCUCUCCCUGUCCUGCCACAAUGCCCCCACCAGGAAGAAGGCAAACUCUUCCCAACCCAGUCUCAGCAGGAGGAUGGUGCAUGCAGUGGUGUCUCCAGUCUUCCAGACUGCUGAACAAGUUCAGGUGUCUUGCAGGUCAGAGUGAGUCGCUGUCGGAGGCGGCUGGCAGAGGAGCGGGGCCAGUGGAAAGCGGAAAGAAGGCACAGACAGCCUUGUGUCCUGGGGAGAGAGGAGAAGAUGAAAAAGAGGUCACGGCAAGCACAACCCAGAGCAGAGGAUUCCCCCUUCAGCCAGUGACAGAACAGCAGAACAAGAAGGCACAUCCUUGGGAGCACCUGGAUGGUGAGCCUAGGGAGAGGUUUCAGAGGAGUGGCCCAAAAAGUCAGCGCGCCCUGGGAAAAGUGACAUUUCUGCAGGGAAACAGGAAACUGUCUGUCAAGGAACUGAAUGAGAUUAUUUUGAAAGACCACUGUUACUGUGUGAGGGAGACAUGGCUCUUGCAUUGCGCCUCACAGCUGUGUCCUGUGAGAGAGCACAGCUACUGCAGAAGCCACGAGGUUGGUGUCUCGGUGUUUAAGGGCCACCAGAACCAUCACGUACAAGGGAUUGCUUAUCAGGGUAGAGUUAAAAAAAUUGAUCGUCUUACUGGUAAGGCUCGGGUCAUGCUGCACAGGCUGGAAAAGCGAAGAACCCAAACAGAGCGAAUCAUCAGGAAAGCCAACAGAAUUCUGUGGCAUUACAAGUCUUUUGACAGCAAGAGGCUGAAGUUGCCUCAAGGCUCCUCUAGCCCCACCUGUCCACCUGAGCCUGCUGCCCCUCCUGCUAAGGCAGAAGACAACCCUGCAAAGGGAACAUGCGAGGCAUUUUGUUCUCCUGCAAAUCGGAAAGCUGUGUCCACCAAGCAUCAGAGUGAAGGUGGCUCCCUAGGGCUGUCGCCAGAAGCACUCGGUGCCCUUGCGGUGUCUUUUGAACCCCCACCCUCAAAUGCAGCUGCAGAGGUGGAGAGCAAAGUGACACAGCCCAAGGUGCCUGUACAUCAUGAGGUGCAGAGCACACUGCAGGUCCAGAGCCCCUGCACUAAGCAAAACAUUGAAGAAUGUGAAGUAGUGAAUUCAAAUUAUGUAUCACUGCGUGAUGCAUACAAACUAUUGAUGCAGACUGUUGACCGCUUAUUGGACUCUGUACACCAGAACUUUGAGCUUCAUGGCUGCUCUCAGUGUAAGGAUCGGUGGCCCAUCAUCAUUCAGAUCGACAGCUGAUGGGUGGCACUGCGGGGACCUGUCGAGCUGACAGUCGGGACUGUCUUCCCUGCAGCAAAACCCACUGAAGCGAUCUGAGAGAAGAAACGCUCUGAAAGGGAUGUAGGGGCAGAUCAGUGGGUAUAAAACUUGGGGUGCAGUGCCUGCUGGGGAACCAUCAUGCUGGGAGGCUCAGGGGGAAAGGCCAAGGGGAAGGGAAGGAUUGGUGUGGAUAAAAUGAGGAAGCAUGGAAAAAUGGUGCAGAGGGGGAAGGAUGGACAGCCAUGUGUGAACAGGCACCUGGUCAGGCUGUUUCUGGCUGGGCUGCGCUUGAUUGCAGCGGUUCUUCCUGUCUGCUUAUUAAACUAUUCUAAAUUAU